AUGCAUCACCAACCUCACGGAAGACUCUAUUCCUCUCGAAUUACCAACAACACGGACACUCCUACCAGUGUCACUGCCUUCUAUCGAAGUGAAGAUGGAUCCUACGAAGAGGAAAUUACUCACUUUCUGCCACGUUUCAAAUCUCAUACCUUUGGACCCAAACUUCACGGUAAUGAGAAAUUGAGAAUUGCUCGUUUGGAUAUUUCUGACUCGAAUAAGAGAACCAAACAAUUCUUGGAACCAUUCGUGGCACAAGAUAAGGAAAAGAUUGAUUUUAAUUUACAUGUUCCAUUUGAUGAUCUUGUAUUGAGUCAAGCAGAAGGAGGCUAUCGUACACACGUGGAUGAGCAUCCCUUGCCACACAAGUCUAAAACUGGAGUGUAA
Naegleria fowleri is the source of this 384-nucleotide messenger RNA. RefSeq lists its product as uncharacterized. Lineage: Eukaryota; Heterolobosea; Eutetramitea; Acrasida; Naegleriidae. Bases 1 to 384 code for a protein of 127 amino acids. The transcript has a single exon. The record is from RefSeq and is a predicted model, not a curated record.